This is a messenger RNA of Fonsecaea nubica, 663 nucleotides long. RefSeq lists its product as hypothetical. Lineage: Eukaryota; Fungi; Ascomycota; Eurotiomycetes; Chaetothyriales; Herpotrichiellaceae. The record is from RefSeq and is a predicted model, not a curated record. Gene Ontology annotation, molecular function: protein binding. The transcript has a single exon. Bases 1 to 663 code for a protein of 220 amino acids.
AUGGCCUCAACCGACGACGCUUUAGAAACUUAUACACACCUCCCGCUCCACAUCGAUCCCCAAACAAAACAAAUCUCCGUCCUAUCCUCAGACAAGGCGCUACAGGAUGCGAUCUCCAAUAUAAACAAGCUCCACACGUCCUUCAAGUCACUCGAGACCCCAAAUAAUAUCCCGCCUCCUCCUCUUCCGGUCAACCCCAAACGAUCAGGCCAGAUCCAGAAACUACGAGAGUCUGCAGUGGCAGCGUCUCGCAAAGGCCAGCACGCAGAUGCUAUCCGCCUCCUCGGAGUUGGCAUAGAUAUGGCUGCUGCACGACCAGGAUGGGAACCCAUGGGCCUGGCCAGAGAAGAGCUCGCUUUGAUGUAUCUCUCGCGGGCUGCUGCCAAUGCUGACCUUCAAAACUGGGUGGAGGGUCUGAAAGAUGCAGAGUGCAGCCUUGAAUGCAAACGAGGCCCUGGCACCGGUCCCAACGGGGAGAAGGUCCCUGGCAAUGCGAAAGCCUACAUUGUGGGAGGACGAUGUUUGAUGGAGAUGGGACGAUGGCAGGAUGCAGUUGAGUGGUUGGAGAGAGCGAUUGAGAUCGAGGGCAAGGAAGGCGACGAUGGCCGCGAACUUAUGCGGCGGCUAAUCGAAGCAAAGAGACAUACUGGAAACAAGGAUUGA